Messenger RNA from Bubalus bubalis (water buffalo), 834 nucleotides. Its product is annotated as small cysteine and glycine repeat-containing protein 4. The record is from RefSeq and is a predicted model, not a curated record. The transcript has a single exon. Bases 83 to 436 code for a protein of 117 amino acids. Lineage: Eukaryota; Metazoa; Chordata; Mammalia; Artiodactyla; Bovidae.
GAGGCAGGCAUCAGACCUUCCUCACCUCCUGAGUCUCCCUCCUCACCUCUCCUCUCUACUCAGAGUCCCUUCUACCGACACCAUGGGCUGCUGUGGUUGUGGAAGUUGUGGUGGCUGCGGCCGUGGCUGUGGCGGUGGCUGCGGUGGUGGCUGCGGCCGUGGCUGCGGUGGUGGCUGCGGCCGUGGCUGCGGUGGUGGCUGCGGCGGUGGCUGUGGCAGCUGCACCAGCUGCAGAUGCUACCGGGUGGGCUGCUGCACCAGCUGCUGCCCCUGCUGCUAUGGCUGCUGUGGGGGCUGCUGCAGCGUCCCCGUGGUCUGCUGCCACCGCCGCACCUGCAGCUGCAACUCGUGUGGCUGCGGCUGUGGGAAGGGCUGUUGCCAGCAGAAGAGCUGUUGUCAGCAGAAGUGCGGCUGCCAGAAGCAAUGCUGCCACUAGGUGACCGGCUCAGUCUCUGUUCUGGAUGUCUCUCUACCCUGUUCACCUGCCCUACCUGACAUCACCUGGGAUUCUAGGACUUAACCUUCCUGGGCUGCAACUUUGCUCCUGGAUUUGGAUUCCUGUCUCUUCUGCUUUGCGUAUUUUUAGUUUCUCUCUCUGAAAAGUUUCCAAUCGAUUAGCAAACAUCCAAAAUAAAGGCCCAAGUACAACCUGACUCCUAAAGAAGAGUCAACAUCACUGAGCUCCGUCAAAUAGGAUCACAAUUCCCAAUAUCCUUUAGAUGAACAUUUAGUUCUCAAUUAUGUGCUCUUAUCACUGUAUACCUUUUCUAUCACGUAUUCCUGUUUAUCAACAACUGUUUUCUAAAUUUCCUAAUAAAAUAAUUCAAUUUAUCA